Messenger RNA from Rotaria sordida, 393 nucleotides. The record is from the annotation of a GenBank genome assembly. Lineage: Eukaryota; Metazoa; Rotifera; Eurotatoria; Philodinida; Philodinidae.
AUGGAUUAUGAUAAAAAUUUUAUUACACAACAAAAAGAGAAAAAAAAUCAUUUGGCAAGUCGAGUAAAUAAAUUUCAAGAAAUAGUCAAUCAAAUAGGUGCACCACCAUCCGCCGAUAAAGCUGAUUUAGCACAUCGAGGUCAGGAAGUUAGAGAACAAGUUUUGGAAGAAAUGAAACAAUUAUGUCAUAUUAUUCAAACUAAUGGACAAGAACAAGAUGGAAUAGUAACAAUUAAAUUUGGUGAUUUAUUCGAAAUUUAUACGAAUAUUUCGGAUAAAUUAGUUGGUGUAUUACGGAAAGCUCGUAAACAAGGUUAUUUGGCUUUUAAAGGUGAAAUGUUAUUACAAAACAGAGAUGAAGAUGUUGUUAUUCAACUUAAUCGUUUGCCUUAA